Messenger RNA from Sesamum indicum (sesame), 1549 nucleotides. RefSeq lists its product as uncharacterized. Gene Ontology annotation, cellular component: nucleus. Lineage: Eukaryota; Viridiplantae; Streptophyta; Magnoliopsida; Lamiales; Pedaliaceae. Gene Ontology annotation, molecular function: DNA-binding transcription factor activity, RNA polymerase II-specific; RNA polymerase II cis-regulatory region sequence-specific DNA binding. Gene Ontology annotation, biological process: regulation of DNA-templated transcription. The record is from RefSeq and is a predicted model, not a curated record.
UUAGCGUAGAUGUUGCAUCAUAUAUCAAUGGGUGGUGUUGCUCUAUCCAAAUCCUCUCUUUUAACGGAAAACACUUCUUUAUCUAACUCUCUCUCUCUCUCUCUAUAUAUAUAUAUCUGCUUUUCUUGCCACCUUCAUAUCCGUGAUUAUAUAUAUAUAUAUAAUCUCCUCUUCGUACGUACCUUCUUCAUCAAUUAAUAUUAGACCCUUUUGAGUUUAGUUUAAUGUGAUUGCGGAGAGGUAGGCAGGUAGGAAGAUGAUCCAUAUAUAGAAGGCAAGAUUCUUGGAUUUUUAGGGUUUCUGAAUCCAUGUGCAGUAGAGGGCACUGGAGACCUGCAGAGGAUGAGAAGCUGCGGGAAUUAGUUGAAAGAUAUGGAGCUCAUAACUGGAACGCCAUAGCUGAGAAGCUUCAGGGUAGAUCAGGGAAGAGUUGCAGGCUCAGAUGGUUCAACCAGCUCGACCCAAGAAUCAAUCGCAGCCCCUUCACGCCCGAGGAAGAAGACCGCCUGCUCGCCUCCCACCGCAUCCACGGCAACCGAUGGGCUAUAAUAGCCAGGCUUUUUCCCGGACGGACUGACAACGCCGUCAAGAACCACUGGCAUGUAAUCAUGGCAAGAAAAUGCAGACAGACCUCCAAACUCUACGCCACAAAAUCACUAUCAGCUUCUACUAAUAAUUCCAAUACAUGGACGCACAACCACCCGCACCCGCACCCGCCCUUAUUAUUCAUCACAAACUACUGCCAUACUAAUAAUAAUAAUAUGGAGCAAGAGCAAGAACAAGAAUCCUCCUCCUCCUCCAAGCCGCCUCAUCACUUAGCAGUUUGCAGUGGUGGAGAUCAUCAGAAUUUAAGCUUCACACCUCCUCAUCAUCUAAUUAAUCUGGACAAAUUUAAGUCAUCAUGUGAUCAAAUCAGAUUCGAUGAGUCAUCAUGUGGCCUAAUUAGCUAUAAUUUCCAGCUGCCACCAUGGAAGCAGGUUCAAUCUGCAGAUAAACCCGUGCUUCAUCGUAUGAUCAAGUCCAUAGACGAUGAAGAAAGCAGAAGCAAAGGAGGAAAUGUGGAGUUCUACGAUUUUUUGCAAGUGAAUAAGGAGUCCAUCACUACUACAAGUGAAGUAACAGACCUGCAACAGCUGCAUGCAACCAAAUUACAUCACAAAGAUGAUGAUGAUGAUGAUGAUGAGAAAGCAGCUGAAAUUAGCAGCAACUCUCAACAUCAUCAUCAUCAUCAUCAUCUCCCAUUUAUAGAUUUCUUAUCAGUGGAAGGCGCCGCUUCUUCUUGAUUAUCGACCCCUCGCUAUACGUAGAUUUCCGUAGCUACCCUGAGUUAUACAUACAUGCAUGACGCUCGUAUUGAUUUGUAUCAUCUUUCAUUCCAUGCAUGCAUUAACAGAAUGUUUUUGUAUGCACAUAUAUAUAUACAUAUAGAGUGAGAGAGAGAUGAAAUGUAAUUAAUCAUAUAUUAAUGUACUACCCACGUACUCCAAUAUUGUUAAAUGAGGUGGUCAUUAAUGAAGUAAAGAUGUCAUCAUCGACUGAUAAUUCCUCU